This is a messenger RNA of Penicillium chermesinum, 1851 nucleotides long. RefSeq lists its product as uncharacterized. The coding region runs from base 1 to 1851 and encodes 616 amino acids. The record is from RefSeq and is a predicted model, not a curated record. NCBI's taxonomy places the organism in Eukaryota, Fungi, Ascomycota, Eurotiomycetes, Eurotiales, Aspergillaceae. The transcript has a single exon.
AUGGGCGAUGCUGCGCGCCCGAGUGAUGAAGAAUUCACUCAGGUCCUUGAGGAGAGCCUCAAUACAUGGACCUCCUAUCUGGGUGAACAUCCCCCGUUCCCCAGAGAAGCGAUAAACUUGGAAUCCCUCGUCAGUCAAACUCCGCCGUUUCUUGGUAGUGGCUUUGCUUCCUCUGAAGAGAUAUCAUUCGCCUGUGAAGAGAAGGAAUCGAUGCAGGGGAAGAGCAGUCUUGUCGUGCAUGGUCGGUCAACGUGGAGAACUUCCAAGGGGAGUUGUGACCUCCCGCCGAGGGUCCUACCAAAGCAACUACUACUGGCUACUGGUAAUCGACCAAGUGUGAAAUUGUCACAAGACUCGCCAUUUUCUGACUGGCCCGAGGUGCAAGGGCUCUCGGGAUAUGACAGAGGUAACUAUUUGUCAGCCCUUUACUUCGCAUGGGCCUAUAUCCUAUCGGCUCGAUGGGUUGAGCUGCUUGGUCGCUCUGCGGACCACGAAUGUCAUAUCGAGUACACCGCCCAGGGAGUGAAGAGUUCACUAUUUUCAGAUGAACAAUCCGUCGCUCAAAUUGACCUUGGCGAGAAUGCUUGCAUGGAAGAAGCUCUCUGGUGGUACACCAUUUUGCAUACUGAUAACUGGAAUGCGACCACUAAGUAUAAUAACCAUGUCUAUUUUUCGCCGUGGUUCAUAUCAGCAAAGGACACCGGGUUAGCCCUCGCUGGAGAGACUCCGGCUGUUACAGGGACCAAGCUAGAUCCGCCAUCAUCAGUUACCGCUCUCAAUUAUCUUUCCCGUUUUUGUGUACACCAUCGGCUUUAUGCGCAGUGCUCAGUCGCACUUGCUGGUGUCCUCUACAUCCCGCUCCUAGGCCGGAGAACAGUUACCCUCCCGUUUCCAAAACAGGCUCCUCAGCUGGAGCUAAAGGAUCGCAUAGGUGAUUCCACUCGUUCCGUUCCAGAUCUUCUCAACGGUCACGGCCAAAUGCUUCCCAGGUACAUGACGUUAAGUUCUAAUCCAUGGGGUCUACGCUCUCUACUACACAGCACCUUCUUCAAUCCAGAUGUCAAGUGUAACCUGGUCAGUGCUUGGUUAAAUCCAGCGUUCGCCGUUGUCAAUUCAGUCUCUUCAAAAGAUAGCUCUGUGGUCGCUUUGCUAGCAAAUCGACAACCUCAACUUGGUAUACUCUGGUUUGGGGCAACCCUAGUAGGCCUCGCAAAGUCUGUCUUGCGUGACAUACGAAUAGGAUUGAUGGCUCUGGAUCUUCCAGCUUCUGCCUGGACCGAAACGACACAGACAUUCUUGACUUCAGAGGUAGGGGAGAGCCAUGGUGAAUUGAUAUGUCGCGAUGACGAAUGUCGGCUGCUUUUCAUUACAUCUUCCGAAGGCCAUGAUCGACCUCCGGUCUGGACUUGGAAGCCCUUUGGGUUUACACAGCUUUGUGAUACAGAGCUCUCGGUCCGACAACAUGCGCAGUGUGCCACACAUUGUGUAGAAUAUGAAUCUUGGGAAUGGAUCUUGACAAACAGCAGUUCAAUUCUAAAUUCUGCAACAAAAAGAAGCAAGACUCCUAUCAAGGAACCAACAGCACACACAAACAAGACAUCGGCUGCUCUUGACGAUUAUAGCUAUGAUUUCUAUUCUCAGGAGCUUUCAGAAGGAGCCACACGUGGGAUAUUUGGAUGGCUUAGAUCGACAGGGUAUCCUCGCAGCGAAAGGAACAUAUACCAGCAUUCCUGGUUCGACUUGGAAGACACUGACGAGGAAGAAGAGCCUGACGAUGCGGAAUCAGACAUGGAACACGUACAAUGCUCAACGAAUAGUCGUGUUGACAGCUGGCUUGAGAGCAUCGAAUAG